UAUACUAUACUACUCAUUUCGCUCAUUACUCAUAACCAUCAUAACAGUGUUAUGAUAACACUAGAUUGUGAAUUUGUUAUUGUAUGUAUUAAUUUAGUCUCUCUCAAGUGUUAAGUUAUUAAAUAUAAUUUUUAAAAAUGGGUGGUGGAGAUCUUAAUUUAAAAAAAUCAUGGCAUCCUUCAACAAUGAAAAAUAUAGAAAAAGUUUGGAAAGCUCAACAACAAGACAGUCAAGAGAAAAAAAAAAUUGCCGAGUUAAAAAGAGAUAUAGAAAUGGAACGUGAUAAAGAAGGUCUAACAAGGUAUGCAAUGGAGCAAGGAAUUAUUGAGAAAAAAGAUGAUAAAAAGCUUGAUUGGAUGUACAAAGGACCUCAGCAGUCUAUUAAUCGUGAGGAUUAUUUGACAGGGAAAAAAAUUGAUAAAACUUUUGAGCAAUUUGUUCAAGCAGAAAAGAAUACUGAACGUAAUAGAUUACCUAGUAAUCAUGUGGAACAUGAGUGUGUACCACCAUCAUUAAGAUUCUUUUCGGGAAACGAGCAGGUUGAUUUGGCAAAAAAGUUGCAAGAAGAUCCUCUGUAUGCUAUUAAAAAAAAAGAAAUGGAAUCAAAGAGUAAACUUUUAAAAAAUCCUGUAAAACUUAAGAAAUUACAAGAACUUGUAAGUAAUAAUAAAUUAAGUUCAUCAUCACAGCAUAAAUCAUCAAGAAAUGAUAAGGAUUCAGAUAGAUCGAAAAAAGACAAAAGUCGACGUCAACCUCAGAAAAAAACAAUGCUUUCGGAUAAAGAAAAAUUAAAACGUUUAAAAGAAAUGAUGGCUAAUGCGUCUUGGCGUGAAAAAGAACGUAAGAAAAAUAUUAAACGUUAUAAAGAUCAAGAAAAAAUAGAACCAUCUGAUAAAACUUACAACAAUGAUUUUAUAAGAAAAGAACUUGCUAAAGCAGCAGAAGUAGGAACAGUUGCUUCAAGAAUAAAAUCAAACAUUAACAACAUUCAACGAUCUGAACGAACUAUGAAUACGAAUUUCGCUAAACGAUAACAAUAUAGAUUAAUUGAUAAUCUAAAUAGUUGAUAGAAAAAAUAAUUUUUAUACACUCUAUAAUAAAAAUAUAAUUUGCACAAAUAAUUGAAAUAAAAUGCAAGUAUAAUUAUAUUUUUAUCUUUUUGACGUAAGAAUUUAAAAUUGAAACGAAAACAGGACGUGAGUGCUGCGAAAAACAUUUAAAUUCGAUUAUUCGUUCGAAAGUUAUCGUGAACUAUUGAAAUCGACGAGUUUCAAGAAAUUAAACAUACCAUCAUACUAAAUGAUUAAAAAAAAAUUUGGAUCUGUAAUAAAUUUACAUCGUAAAAAUAAAUUUAUAUUUAUUUUUCGUCGAUUUUCAACUUGAAAUUAACUUAAUAUUUAUGUAUUUUUAAUUUUAGGAUAAAUAUAUAUAGAUUAUUAUGUAUA
Messenger RNA from Microplitis mediator, 1445 nucleotides. RefSeq names its product pre-mRNA-splicing factor CWC25 homolog. Gene Ontology annotation, cellular component: U2-type spliceosomal complex. The transcript is spliced from 5 exons. Gene Ontology annotation, biological process: mRNA splicing, via spliceosome. The coding region runs from base 138 to 1034 and encodes 298 amino acids. NCBI's taxonomy places the organism in Eukaryota, Metazoa, Arthropoda, Insecta, Hymenoptera, Braconidae. The record is from RefSeq and is a predicted model, not a curated record.